Eublepharis macularius is the source of this 936-nucleotide messenger RNA. Its product is annotated as olfactory receptor 2J3-like. The record is from RefSeq and is a predicted model, not a curated record. Gene Ontology annotation, biological process: G protein-coupled receptor signaling pathway. The transcript has a single exon. Gene Ontology annotation, molecular function: olfactory receptor activity; G protein-coupled receptor activity. Bases 1 to 936 code for a protein of 311 amino acids. NCBI's taxonomy places the organism in Eukaryota, Metazoa, Chordata, Lepidosauria, Squamata, Eublepharidae. Gene Ontology annotation, cellular component: membrane.
AUGGAUACUGACACUUUCAACACUAGUACAGAGUUCAUCUUGGUGGGACUCUCUAAUGACCGCAAGACACAGAUUCUACUCUUUGUGGUCAUUCUCCUCAUCUAUAUAUUUACCCUUGUGGGGAAUGCAGGGAUCAUCAUAUUGGUACGGACAGACUCCCACCUUCACACACCCAUGUACUUCUUCCUUACGCAACUCUCAAGUAUGGAGAUCUGCUAUGUCAACAGCACCAUCCCCCAGAUCCUUGCUCACCUUCUAGACGGUCAUGCAGGUUUGUCUUUAAUCCAUUGUGCAUUGCAGAUGUACACAACUUUGGCCCUGGCUACUGCUGAAGCACUUCUACUAGCCGUCAUGGCCUAUGACCGCUACUUAGCCAUCUGCCGUCCCCUGGUAUAUGCCAUUGCCAUGGGAAGGCGGCACCAGGUCCAGCUUGCCUCAGCCUGCUGGAUAGGUGGGCUUUGUGGUGCCGUAGUAGGUGUAAGCCUCACCUUUAGCCACCCGUUCUGUGGCCCUUGCUGCAUCAACCAUGUUAUCUGUGAGAUACCAAUGGUGUUGAGACUCGCAUGCAAUGACACCCAUAUUACGGAAACCAUCAUUUUUGUGUUCGUGGCAAUGGUCAUUUUUUGCCCUGUUUCAAUUAUCUUGAGUUCUUAUGGACUCAUUCUGUUGUCUUUGUUCCAAAUGCAGUCAGCUAGUGGAUUGUGCAAGGCCUUCUCUACAUGCAGCUCUCAUUUAGCAGUGGUCAUCAUGUUUUAUGCCCCUGCCACUUUUGUAUAUAUUGUUCCACGGACAGGAGCAUCUCUUGAUGAUGACAAGCGGGUUGCUCUGUUUUACAUUGUCAUUACCCCACUUCUGAACCCUAUCAUAUACACUCUGCGGAACAAGGACGUCCAUGCGGCGAUGGCCAAAGUGAUACAUAAAUGGGGCUUAAGAUAA